UUUUUUUUCUGUUAUGUCACAAGCUCGCAUGUGCUGAUCACAGCAGAACUCGGGGCAAAUGACCAUCUUUAAGUGACAUAAUUGGAGGAAAUAGAGAAGUUGGUGAACGUUGGUGGUUUUCAAUCGGGCAGAGGAAUUGCUUAAAUUCGAGGCUCCUCCAGUCUCCGAAAGACUUGUGCCAUUUAUUCCCUCUCCAACAAAAAAUCAGCGGCAUGCCUGAGCCAUCCACGUACGAAUAUUUCAAAGACUGCUCAGAGGUGAAAGAGCAGAGAACAGAAGCUGAACGGAAACGUGAUGUGGAUAAAGCAUGGCCAAGUGCUGAUUGUUUCAGCAAAAGGACGUGGUUGCUGCUUAUCUUUGUCCUCGUGGUUCUUUCGACCUUCUUCGCCACAUUGAGCCUCAUCAUAGUGACAGUGAAAGUUUCAGGGAUGUAUUCCGAAAUGAAAGAAGUCCAGGACACGCUGAUGCUGCAGCUUUCACAGUUCAAGGGAAAUGUAUCCGAAGAGGGUCAGAGAAAUCAAAUGGCUGGUGAACUGGCUGAGCUGAAAACUAUCGUGUUUGAAGAACUACAGAAAACUCAGAGUAACAUGACCGACCUGAACUCCAAACUGAAACUGGAAAUGUCUGCAGAACUACUGAAAAUGCAGGCUAACAUAACCAACGUGAUCUCCAAGCUGAAACUGGGAAAUUUCUCUUGGCUCGAGUGCCCCAGCGACUGGAUAUGGUUCAAUGCACACUGCUACUACUUCACAACAGUGUCAGGCUCCUGGCAUUAUGCCAAAGGGCAAUGUGUCGCCAUGGAUUCACAUCUGGUUGCCAUCAACAGCGCUACAGAGCAGAAGUUCAUUAAAAGAGAAGGAGUCCCUGAACGUUAUUGGAUUGGCCUGUCCGACUCGGAGGCUGAAAAGAAUUGGCAGUGGGAGGAUGGUUCAGACUACAGUUCAACACCAAAGUUCUGGGCUGCUGGUGAACCCAAUGAUGCCCACACGAGUGAAGACUGUGCCCACAUUGACAGCAGAGGAUAUUGGAACGACAUCAGCUGCACCACCAGGUUCAGAUGGAUUUGUGAGAAAAGCCUUACAUGAACUAUGCGACACUGGGCUUGAAAUUGCCACCAGCUGAUGUUGGCAGUCGUUCUAUUGACGAACUACAAUGUGUCAGGCAAAUAACAAUGCACCAAACUCUGAAGAAAGGUCUCGACUGGAAAUGUCACCCAUUCCUUCUCUCCAGAGAUGCUGCUGCCUGUCCCGCUGAGUUACUCCAGCAUUUUGUGUCUAUCUUCGGUGUAAACCAGCAUCUGAAGUUCCUUCCCACACAUUAUCUCAGCUGCUCCUCAUCCCUGUCAUCCCCAGUAGAAUUAGCGCAUUUUUUAUUAUACAUUUAAAAAAAAUUAUGAAAUAUGAGUGACAUUUAAUAUUCAGAUUCUAAUUAUCAUUUAAAAUAGACAUAGAAUAAUACAGCAUGGAGACAGGCCCUUCGGCCCGACUUGCCCAUGCCAACCUAGAUACCCAUCUAGUCUUGCCCAUUGAGAAAGUUAUAGUUAUAUAGCACAGAAAUAUAAGUGUGUAAGAAGGAACUGCAGAUGCUGGUUUACGCCGAAGAUACUGGUGUAACUCAGCGGGUCAGGCAGCAUCUCUGGAGAAAAGGAAUAGGUGACGUUUCGGGCAGAGACCUUUCAUCAGACAGAACUAUAGAUGUUCAAUAUUGAUGUGUUUUAAUUUGUCUAGAACUGGUGAAUCUAUAGAAUUAUUUGCUACAGAAGGCUGUGGAGGUCAGGUCAAUAGAUAAUUUCAAGGUUAUCAAAUAUCAAAGCAAUAUUUUUUUUAAAGGGAAGAUGCUUCCUGAUGGUCUGAUUAGUAUUUCUCCUACGCUCAGCUUUACUAACGACUAAUAUCUGCUUAAUUUCACAUGGUCCUUUGAUAGAGCUUACUGCGAAUAAAUUUGCUGUAAUGUUUGUUAGAUGAUAACAAUAAACAUGUUCAAAUAAAAGUACUUCAAUGGUUGUGAAA
Molecule: messenger RNA, 2009 nt
Organism: Leucoraja erinaceus (little skate)
Lineage: Eukaryota; Metazoa; Chordata; Chondrichthyes; Rajiformes; Rajidae
Product: C-type lectin domain family 6 member A-like
Exons: 9
Coding region: 213-1085 (290 amino acids)
Source: RefSeq, a predicted model, not a curated record